Messenger RNA from Chelmon rostratus (copperband butterflyfish), 690 nucleotides. It is a transcript of the gene her5, whose product is annotated as hairy-related 5. Gene Ontology annotation, biological process: regulation of neurogenesis; anterior/posterior pattern specification; regulation of transcription by RNA polymerase II. The record is from RefSeq and is a predicted model, not a curated record. Gene Ontology annotation, molecular function: protein dimerization activity; DNA-binding transcription factor activity, RNA polymerase II-specific; RNA polymerase II cis-regulatory region sequence-specific DNA binding. Gene Ontology annotation, cellular component: nucleus. Lineage: Eukaryota; Metazoa; Chordata; Actinopteri; Chaetodontiformes; Chaetodontidae.
AUGAGGACACAAACGUGCCAUUUUCGUUUUGUAUUCGCAGCACGACAGACAGACACGAGUCGACUGCUUAUCAUGAAGGCUUUAUCUUCAGAGUCUCCUCGGCCAAGGAGAAGGUUCUCCAAACCUCUGAUGGAGAAGCGCAGACGGGAGCGGAUCAACCACAGCCUGGAGACGUUACGAAUCCUGAUGCUGGAGAACACCCACAGCGAGAAACUGAAGAAUCCAAAGGUGGAGAAGGCAGAGAUUCUGGAGAGCGUGGUCCAUUUCCUGAAGACGGGGAAGGAGGUGGAGAAGGGUCAGCGGGACGCGAAGAGAGUCUCGUCCAGGGAGCAAAGACCGACCUGUCCCCGCCAGCACAGCUACCAUGACGGCAUGAGGUCCUGUCUGCUGAGGGUCAGCCACUUCAUAGCCAGCAAGGGCCAGGAGCUGGGAGAAACCCGUGCGGACGCGGUCCAGUCUCCUCUACCCGAACCCCAGACCGACUCUUCCUCCCCCGGGCGCAUCCACAGGGCACUGGUGCCCUCAAGUCUGUCUCCACCUCACCUGCCCCUUCAUCACCACCAGCACGGGAUAACUCAUCCGUACCUCACCCAGAUGACCGGCCUCCACUGUAACACCGGGGAGCCGUUCUCCACCCCGGCAGCCUCCACGCACAUCACCGACCCCGUGUGGAGGCCGUGGCCGCAGUGA